This is a messenger RNA of Saccostrea cuccullata (small rock oyster), 2457 nucleotides long. RefSeq names its product salivary glue protein Sgs-3-like. The transcript has 8 exons. The record is from RefSeq and is a predicted model, not a curated record. NCBI's taxonomy places the organism in Eukaryota, Metazoa, Mollusca, Bivalvia, Ostreida, Ostreidae. Gene Ontology annotation, cellular component: cytoplasmic vesicle. The annotation marks the transcript as partial.
CUGAUGUUAUUUUGUCUACAUAUAGGCUGCCAUAACUUGAGUGACACAGCUGAUGAAAAGACGGCUGCUGACGAAUGUAAAGUGGAUGUGACUAAAAUAGAGGAAAAUGUUACCUGUACUUUUAAACCUAAUACAACAACAACAACACCAGUGCCGACAACAGCGUCCACAGCGCCAACAAUACCGCCAGCACCCAUGCCAGGAACAUGUGAGGCCUUUACAAACCAGCCGGCCUGCUGUGGACCAGAUGGUCUGAAACUAAAAUGUCUCUAUGUCAACUGUACCACAAAACAGGACUCCAAAGUAACUACACUGUGUCUUAAUUUUACCAGUAUGACAAGCAAGUGUCAACCAGCUAAAGUGAUUUGUAACAGCAGUGAGAGUAGUACCACAGUGGCACCAACAACAGAACCUACAACAUCAAACCCAACCACAACACCUAGUGCUCCAAAUUCAACUACAAAAGCCCCACCCCCCACGACUCUGGCUCCACACACAGGGACCACAGAGCACGGUCAGCACUUUGACGGUGCCUCCUUCAUCGGGGGGAUGAUUCUGAUGGCUGGCUUGUUUAUCAUUGGAUUUUUUGCCUUAAAGUUCUACCGAGCACGCAAGGAUAGGAGCUACCGCACGCUGUGAUUUUCAGCCAAUUAAAUCUGAUUUUGCCAUUUGCCUCUGAAUUCAGGAUGUGUCAACUAUUUAAUACAGUGGAAAUAUAGGUCUUAAGUUUUCAUAGUCAAAAUCAAUUUCAUUGUAUAAAUAAAAGUCUAUUUAAGAAUAACUGGUGCUCCCAUUAAAAUAGAAAUGCAUUAAGAAGCCAAAAUAGAAAUAAAGAAAGAAAAUCUAUAUUUUUACUGGAACCACUUGCUCAGCAUUGCACUAUAUAUUUUUAUAAUGCUCAGAUUUAUAAAAUUGUUUGAACUUUUAUGUAUAUUCUUUGGCAAACGGAUAUGCUUACUUUUUUCUUUUGGGUGUUUGGCAAUAGUAAGGGUAAGAUUUAAGAUAUGUUUACUCAUUGGAUUAGUUACUUGUGGAGUCGUGUGCUGUAGUUUAUAUAUAUAUAUAUAUCUGUUUUAAGCUCACCCAGUACACAAGAUAAUCUCAAAAACGUCCUUUUUUAAGCUGCAAAAGCUAAUUUUCUCGUCUAUGAAUGUUUGAUCUGAUAUUCAGUACUAAGUUUUUAUCUGAACUGGUUUUAACCUGUUUACUUUGACAGGAUUUAAAGUAAUGAAUGAUCUGAUUGGUCUUUAUGGACGGGAUUAAGUCAUGAUUGAUCUGAUUGGUUCAUAUGUUAUAGUUGAUCUGAUUGGUUAUAUGUAAUAAAAGAUCUGAUUGGUUUUAAAGGAUUUUGGUUAUUGUAUCUGACAUAAAGCAUUUGUAAAAACUGAUCUGAUUGGCUUUCCUUUUCUUCUUGGUUAGUAGUUGACAAGCAGUGCUUCAUACAUAAAAUGGGAAAUAUUUUACUUUGUUCAUCUAAAAUGUAUUUCUUUGUGAAAAAAUAAAAGAUCUUUUCCUUGUGUAACGUACAUUUUUUUCCAAUGAGACAUAUAAUUUCUUUCAAUCAAUGUACAUGUUUUAGUCAGAUUGUAUGUAGAUAGGUUCAUGUGUUUAUAAAGCAGAUUUCAAAUACACAACAGAAAACAUUUUUAUUGAAUAUUAUUAUAAUUGUUUUUAUUUGCAGUGCUUAUUGAGAAAAAAAAAUUAAAAUACAUUAUGCAACAGUUCAUAAUUAAAAUGCUUGCUAAAAUAUUUGCUGUUAAUUGAGAUGUAAUUUUUUUCUGCCAUAUAGUUUCUAUUUUAUAACUCUUGAUAUUUUUGAUGUGUGAUUUAUGAUUGUUGUGGGAGGAGGGUUGAAUUGGAGGGAAGGUCAGAACUAGUGACCGUAACAUAAAACUGCACGCCGCGGUCUGUUACUGAGUCAAACUGGUGAUAAUAUAACACAUUCCAUGUCAUCCCUGUUUUAUUGCCUUGUGUACAAAAUGUCAUCCAAUCAUUAUAGUCUACUAAAGUACAUGUAAAAGCUAAAAAUUAGCCUCCCUUGUGUAUGUGCAAAAAAUUACCCAGACAUUACUUUAAAAUAAUUUUUUCUUUUCAUACAGACUAAAAUUGUAUUGAUGUAAUUUCUGAUCUCUGAGUGUUGAUAGCUUGAGUUUUUGAUUAUGUCAUGUCAUUUUGACCAUGUUUGGGAAGUGUUGCGAGAUUGUGUGUUAACGAAGUUCAGUCGAUAGAUAUUAAUAUAUAUAAUAAUCAUGUAUACUUAGAAUUAAGUGCUAUGGGUUUAUUAUUCAAGUGCCUACAUUGCAUCACAUUUGUCAUUAUGGUCCUCAUUCUGUCAGAUUUGUUAUGUUAACUCUAUACCAUCAGGAAGUGUAGAAAAUCUGAAGAGAAAUGGUUCAGAUGAGAACAGUUUUUUGAGGAUUAUUUAUACAAACAUUUUCCAAAUUCUAGGUACUGCUA